UUGGAUGGACAAAUGCACCUUUCCAAUACUGUCGAAAAUAGUCACGAAGAAACACAUCUGGAUAUGGUUUCAACAGAAAAUAGCAGUUACCAAGUCAAACAGUUGCCAAUGAACACCAAGACUGACUUGUGUAGGAUGACUCCCUCUUCCACAGGUGAACUUGAAACCAAUGAACAACAACUUCAAGGUGUUUCACAGUCUCAGUCGCCAGUUCAUCCGAUUCAAAAAGUACAAGCUUUUGUAUUAUAUGGUGUAACAGCUGCAGACGCCUUGGCUCUUAUGAUUUAUGUACCCCUAUUGACGGACUUUUGUAAAGAGCGCCUUCAUAUUUCAGAUUCUCGAGUAGGAGCUGCAGUUGGUAUUAUUAUGGGGUCCUAUAACUUGGCAAAUACCAUAUCGAGUCCCAAAAUAGGAGACCUUUCUGAUCAAUUCGGUAGAAGACCUUUGAUACUGUUUGGAGUUGCUAGUUCCAUUCUCUUUACUUCUUUGUUUCCUUUUGUGAGAAACUUUUAUUUAGCUGUGCUAAUAAGACUUGGUGCUGGUUUUUGCAAUUCCAAUAAUGCAGUUAGCAGAGCCUAUAUAUCAGACUUGACCAUUCAUGCCAGAGGAAUAGAAGAAGAAGCAGAAAGAGCUGCCUUAUUUGGAUAUUUAGGUGCAGUUUGGGCUUUGGCUCGUUCUAUUUCUUCUUCAACUGCAGGUCUUCUUACUGGUGUUCAUAUUAGAUUUCUUCCUUCUUUCAUUGCCGACAAUCCUUUUGCUACUCCUGGAAUAGCAGCAUCAACAUUUCUCAUUUUGAUAUUUAUUUUAGCCUUUUUCUUUUUAAAGGAGUCUCAUCCUUGUCCAAAAAAGUUACCUGGUUGGAAUAGAGUAGUUACUUAUCAUAGUUUGCCUAAUGAAACUGUGUUGGAAACUGAAAUGGAAACCAUGGACUCUGCUACGACGACAAUGGAUGCUUUGCCUUUAGAGAACAGUGAAGAAAAGGAUUCUUCCCAUAUACUUAUGACUACUACUCAUCAUGCUCGUUUUAUUUCCAAAUUGAUUUGUUUAUUUCAUUAUGGAGGUACCAUUUUGAUUCGACUUUUGAUAGCCAAUGCUUUACAUCAAUUUGCCAAUGGUUCCUUUUUAGUUGUUCUUGUGUUGUAUCUUUCAUUAGAAAUAUCUCGAGGAGGUGUUGGGUUGGAGCCUAGAGGAGUUGGUAUUGUUUAUGCUUAUUUUGGUUUGAUUGGAUUGCUAUUUCAGUUGAUUUGGUUUCGUAGUUGUGUGCGAAGAUGGGGUCUGAGACGUACUUAUCAAUUGGGAACAUUAUUAUUAGCAACUGGAUCAUUAACUGUAUUAUGUAGUACUUGGAUUGCAUCCUUUUAUACUAUCCACCAUUCUUCCAUCUUAUUUUGGCCUUUAUUGUUAUGUUUUGUAUCACCACAAGGAAUAGGGUUUAUGUGUGGUUUACCUGUAAUGGGAACUCUUUUAGCCAAUGCAUCUCCUCCUGAUAUUCAAGGUCUAUGUCAAGGAACUGCUCAGUCUUCAGGAAGUAUUGCUAGAACUUUAGGUCCCAUGUCUAGUGGUUUCCUAUUUAGUUGGGCAGUCGCUUCACAAAAUGGACCUUUUCCAGUAUUUUUGUUAUUAUCCUGUUGUUAUAUGAUUUGCUUUGGAAUUGCUUGUUCAUUAUCUGAAAGUAUUGAACAUGCAGUUCCUUCUUCUCAACGAGUGGAAUAAAAAUGAAUCUUGCCUUGUCUAUUCCAUAUAGCUAAUAAGGAUUGAUUGGGAUGGAUAGCCAUUCCUGUUAUUUGUUUCAUUUCGAUAUUCGUCUUCGUUGUGCAAUCCUCCCAGAAACGAUGAGUAUCUUUGUUCCACUUGUCUUCUACUUGUAGUUUCCAUGGAAUGCUAUACAAAUAACCAU
This is a messenger RNA of Galdieria sulphuraria, 1897 nucleotides long. RefSeq names its product MFS transporter, DHA1 family, tetracycline:hydrogen antiporter. The transcript has 2 exons. Gene Ontology annotation, molecular function: transmembrane transporter activity. Gene Ontology annotation, cellular component: membrane. The record is from RefSeq and is a predicted model, not a curated record. Gene Ontology annotation, biological process: transmembrane transport. NCBI's taxonomy places the organism in Eukaryota, Rhodophyta, Bangiophyceae, Galdieriales, Galdieriaceae. Bases 13 to 1713 code for a protein of 566 amino acids.